AUGCUUAAGAAGUGUUCAAUUUUGAACUCUUUACAGCUUCUCAAGUACCAAGUGGGAUUUGCUAAAUAUCAUAGUUCUGGCGUGACGGCAGUUAAAUCUUGUGUGCGUGCAAUGUCCGAGGAGAAACAACAGUUACCAGACGUUGAUCCUAGUACUGGGGAGAUCAUUAUCAACCCUUUGAAAGAGGAUGGUACAGCCAAGAGUCCAAAGGAGAUUGAAAAGGAGAAGAAGAAGGCAGAAAAAUUGUUGAAAUUUGCAGCUAAACAAGCGAAGAAAGCAGAAAACCAGGCCAAUCAGCAAAAGAACCAGAAUAAGAAGAAGGAGAAGAAGAAGGAUGUUGAGGUGGUUCCGGAAUUUUUUGAUAAGACAGUUCAGGGGGAGAAGAAGAUUUUAAUUUCACUGGAGGAUCCUGCCCUGAAGGCUUACAAUCCGUUGAAUGUUGAAUCGUCAUGGUAUGCUUGGUGGAAUAAGUCGGGACUUUUUGAACCUGAAUUUACCAAGGAUGGAAAAAUUAAGCCUGAGGGGUUAUUUUGUAUUCCAGCACCACCUCCAAAUGUUACUGGUGCGUUGCACAUUGGGCACGCUUUGACGGUUUCCAUUCAAGAUUCGUUGGUUAGAUAUAAUCGUAUGAAGGGUAAGACUGUUUUGUUCUUGCCAGGAUUCGACCAUGCUGGUAUUGCUACACAAUCUGUUGUUGAGAAGCAAAUUUGGGCUAAUGAAAAGAAGACCAGGCAUGAUUAUGGUAGAGAGGAAUUUGUUGGCAAGGUUUGGGAAUGGAAAGAGGCUUACCAUAGCAAGAUUAAGAGCCAGGUUGAAAAAUUAGGUGCCUCUUAUGACUGGACCCGUGAAGCAUUCACACUAUCUCCAGAAUUAUCACGUGCUGUUACAGAAGCGUUUGUUAGACUACAUGAGGAGGGCGUUAUUUAUCGUGCUUCUCGUUUAAUUAACUGGUCCGUCAAAUUGAACACCGCAAUUUCUAAUUUAGAGGUUGAAAAUAAGGAUGUCAAGGGUAGAACCCUAAUAUCUAUUCCUGGCUAUGAUGAGAAGGUUGAAUUCGGUGUUUUGACGUCCUUCGCUUAUCCUGUGAUUGGUUCAGAUGAAAAGUUGAUUGUGGCAACUACCAGACCAGAGACGAUGUUCGGUGAUACUGCAGUUGCUAUCCAUCCAGAAGACCCACGUUACAAACACUUACACGGCAAGUUUUUACAACAUCCGUUUUUAGCCCGUAAGCUACCAAUUGUUUGUGAUUCCGAAGCAGUUGAUAUGACAUUUGGUACAGGUGCUGUGAAAAUAACCCCUGGACAUGACCAAAACGAUUACAACACUGGCAAGCGCCAUAAUUUAGAAAUUAUCAAUAUUCUAACUGAUGAUGGUUUACUGAAUGAAAAUUGUGGCCCUGAAUGGCAGGGUAUGAAGAGAUUCGAUGCCAGAAAGAAGGUUAUUGAAAAGUUGCAAGAAUCUGGGUUGUAUAUAGGUCAGGAAGACAACGAGAUGGUGAUACCAAUGUGUUCUAGAUCUGGCGAUGUUAUUGAACCAUUAUUAAAGCCACAAUGGUGGGUAUCACAGUCAGAAAUGGCUAAGGAAGCUAUCAAGGCUGUUAGGAAUGGUGAUAUCACGAUUACACCAAAGUCUUCUGAGGCUGAGUACUUCCACUGGCUAGAAAAUAUCCAAGAUUGGUGUAUUUCUAGACAGCUGUGGUGGGGCCAUCGUUGCCCUGUUUACUUCAUUAACAUAAAUGGAAAAGAACAGGAUAGGAAUGAUGGACAAUUCUGGGUUUCUGGACGUGAUUUGGCCGAAGCAGAAAGUAAGGCGGCAGCUAAAUAUCCUAACGAAACUUAUACUUUAGAACAAGAUGAAGAUGUUUUGGAUACCUGGUUCUCAUCUGGUCUAUGGCCUUUCUCCACUCUAGGAUGGCCAGAAAAGACUGCUGAUAUGGAAAAUUUCUACCCAUGCUCGAUGUUAGAAACUGGUUGGGACAUUUUGUUUUUCUGGGUUUCAAGGAUGAUUUUGCUUGGCAUUAAAUUGACUGGCUCUGUACCAUUUAAGGAAGUUUUCUGUCAUUCCUUAGUCCGUGAUGCUCAGGGCCGUAAGAUGUCAAAAUCUCUGGGUAACGUUGUUGAUCCAUUGGAUGUCAUUAACGGUAUCUCCUUACAGGAGCUGCACGACAAACUUUUACAAGGUAACUUGGAUCCAAGAGAGGUAGAAAAAGCUAAAGCUGGUCAGAAGGAAUCUUAUCCAAAUGGUAUCCCACAAUGUGGUACUGAUGCAUUGAGGUUUGCUUUGUGUGCUUAUACUACUGGUGGUCGUGAUAUUAACUUAGAUAUAUUGAGAGUUGAAGGUUACAGAAAGUUCUGUAACAAGAUAUAUCAAGCUACUAAAUUUGCUUUAAUGCGUUUGGGCGAUGAUUAUGUUCCACCAGCUAAAGAAGGCGUUUCUGGUAAUGAAUCUUUAGUGGAACAGUGGAUCUUGCACAAAUUAGCUGUAGCUUCAAAGUCCGUGAAUGAGGCGUUUGAUAAACGUGACUUCUUGACUUCCACCUCUGUUAUCUAUGACUUUUGGUACUUGGUUUGUGAUGUAUACAUUGAAAACUCAAAGUACUUGAUUCAAGAGGGCUCUGAAGUGGAAAAGAAAUCGGCAAGAGAUACUCUAUAUACAUUGAUUGACAAUGCUUUGAGAUUAAUACAUCCAUUUAUGCCGUUCAUAUCAGAAGAAAUGUGGCAGCGGUUGCCAAAGCGUGCUUCCGAGACUAGCCCCAGUAUUGUCAAGUCCAAAUACCCAGAGUUCCGUGACACAUUCUUCAACCCACAAGCUAAUGACACCUAUGAAUUAGUGUUGGAUAUUACAAAGGAUGCUCGUUCGUUAUUGGCUCAAUAUAACAUUUUGAAAAACGGUAAGGUCUAUAUCGAGGUCUUAGGUAACAGCGAAUUGCAUAACUCUGUGCAAUCCCAAGUUGCCUCUAUUGUGUCUCUAAUUAAGGCAAUCGAUGAAGUCACUGUUGUUCAAGAUGUUAUAAAUAUCCCUCAAGGCUGUGUUUUACAGAGUGUGAAUCCGGAAGUCAAUGUGCACGUGUUGGUUAAAGGCCAGAUUGAUAUCGAUUCGGAAGUUAACAAGGUUUCUAAAAGGUUGGACAAAGUAAAGAAAACCAGAGAGUCUCUUGAAAAAUUGAUGUCCAGCAAGGAUUAUGAGGCUAAGGCCAAUGAACAAGUCAAACUAUCUAAUAAGGAUAGACUGGAAAGUACAGUCGCUGAAAUGGAAACAUUAGAAGCGACCAUUAGUAACUUGGAAAAGUUAAAACUGUAA
Messenger RNA from Eremothecium cymbalariae DBVPG#7215, 3300 nucleotides. RefSeq names its product valine--tRNA ligase (gene VAS1). Gene Ontology annotation, cellular component: cytosol. The record is from RefSeq and is a predicted model, not a curated record. Gene Ontology annotation, biological process: valyl-tRNA aminoacylation. Bases 1 to 3300 code for a protein of 1099 amino acids. Gene Ontology annotation, molecular function: aminoacyl-tRNA deacylase activity; valine-tRNA ligase activity; ATP binding. NCBI's taxonomy places the organism in Eukaryota, Fungi, Ascomycota, Saccharomycetes, Saccharomycetales, Saccharomycetaceae. The transcript has a single exon.